GUGCUCGAGAAGCGCUACGGUGGCCGAGAGCAGGCCCAUGCUGCAGCAGUACGCAUUCAACGCGCAUUCCGACAGCACAGGAUGAAUAGCCGAUUCAGACAGAUGAUGACGAGCAGCGACCAUCAACAGAUGAACGGGUUCGCCUCUAACGGGCACACACCGGAACGGAUACGG
Molecule: messenger RNA, 174 nt
Organism: Mesorhabditis spiculigera
Lineage: Eukaryota; Metazoa; Nematoda; Chromadorea; Rhabditida; Rhabditidae
Source: the annotation of a GenBank genome assembly